AUGAACCAUAACUUUCGAGUUCAGAUGAAAACCCUCGGUUUUCACGACAACAUUGUCAGCAUGCUGGGCUGCAUCACGGCGGCCAACAAAUCCUGCUUGGUGAUCGAGUACUGUGCCAGCCGAGACUUGCUCCGAUAUCUGAAGCAACGAAAGACGGAGUUGGAAAUUUGCUACUUAGGGCAGAAGAACAUCAUUCAUCGAGACCUAGCAGCUAGGAAUAUUCUUAUCGGUGGCAUAGAUGGAAUGAAGAACGCUAAGAUCGGCGAUUUUGGACUUUCAUUGACUUUGGACGGAGGAUCGCAGCUGCCAGCCAGCGGUCGCUUGCCCAUUAAAUGGCUUGCGAUUGAAUGUCUACAGCGAGAGCUGUUCUCAGUGAAGAGUGAUGUAUGGUCCUAUGGUAUUGUUCUUUUCGAGAUGUACUCCAUGGGAGAGCGUCCGUUCGAGGAUAUCGAGCCUUUGAACCUCAUUCCUCACUUGGAGGCAGGCAAUCGACCAAAAAGGCCAUUGCUGGCAAGUGACAAAGUGUACGUUUGUUAA
Molecule: messenger RNA, 537 nt
Organism: Ostertagia ostertagi
Lineage: Eukaryota; Metazoa; Nematoda; Chromadorea; Rhabditida; Trichostrongylidae
Source: the annotation of a GenBank genome assembly